Molecule: messenger RNA, 3210 nt
Organism: Metschnikowia bicuspidata var. bicuspidata NRRL YB-4993
Lineage: Eukaryota; Fungi; Ascomycota; Pichiomycetes; Serinales; Metschnikowiaceae
Gene: STE23
Product: metalloendopeptidase
Exons: 1
Coding region: 1-3210 (1069 amino acids)
Biological process (GO): peptide catabolic process
Cellular component (GO): mitochondrion; cytosol
Molecular function (GO): metal ion binding; metalloendopeptidase activity
Source: RefSeq, a predicted model, not a curated record
AUGCUGUCUGCAUAUACAGUGUUGGCCGAGGACUCGGCCAUAGAGAAGCCCGUCUUGGAUGAUAGGAAGUACCGAUUCUUGAAGUUGGCCCAGAACGACCUCCAUGUCUUGGUGAUCCACGAUCCAACCACCGACAAAUCCGCCGCGUCGUUGGACGUGAAUGUCGGUUCGUUUGCUGACAAAAAAUACACCAUUCUGGGCUUGGCGCACUUCUGUGAACACUUGCUAUUCAUGGGCACCGAAAAGUACCCCGAGGAAAACGAAUAUGCCAGCUACUUGUCCAAACACUCGGGCCACUCGAACGCGUACACGGCCGCUGAACAUACCAACUACUAUUUUGAGGUGGGGUCCGCACAUUUGGAGGGGGCGCUUGACCGCUUUGCGCAGUUUUUCAUUAGCCCGUUAUUUAGCAAGAGCUGCAAAGACCGCGAGAUCCGGGCGGUCGACUCCGAAAACAAAAAGAAUCUCCAAAACGAUCUCUGGCGCAUGUACCAGCUCGAAAAGCUGACCAGUAACCCCAAGCACCCUUUUAACGGGUUUUCCACCGGCAACUACGCCACUUUGAACGAUGAGCCUGAAAGUAGGGGCCUCAAUGUACGUGACGUGUUGCUCCAGUUCUACAAGGAGCAGUACUCGGCCAAUCUCAUGAGCUUGGUCAUUUUGGGAUCCGAGUCGCUUGACGAAUUGACCGCAUGGGCUGCCGACAAGUUUGCGGCAAUCCCCAACGCUUCUCUUCCCCGGCCCUCAUAUGACAACGAGCUCAUUUAUGCUCCGGAACAAAUGGGAAAGCUUCUCAAGGCGAAGUCUAUCAUGGACACCAACAAGUUGGAGCUUUCGUUCAUGGUCCCGGACGACAUGGAGAAACAUUGGGAGACGAAGCCAGGCCAAUACUACUCGCACCUCUUGGGGCAUGAAAGCAAGGGCUCUUUGUGCUACUACCUCAAGGAGAAAAACUGGAUCACGUCCCUCUCUGCCGGAAACAUGAAGGUUUGCCAGGGUAACUCCUUGUUCAUGGUUGAGGCGGAACUCACUCCUCAGGGCUUAGAACAAUGGCAGGAUAUUGUGGUGCACGCCUUCGAGUACCUCAAAUUAUUGCACUCGCAAGACCCAGAGGAGUGGAUUUGGAAGGAGGUCAGCGACAUGUCCGAAAUCAACUUUCGCUUCAAGCAGAAGCUGAGCACAUCCUCCACUGUCUCUAGAAUGAGCAACAGCCUUUACAAAUUUGUGGGCGACGCUCCAAUUCCUCCUGAGAGCCUUUUGAACUACACCAUCAUGAAAGACUUUAACGCGGCAAAAAUCAAGAAGUACGGCUCGUACUUGGUUCCCUCCAAUGUCCGUCUCAGCCUCACGUCACAACUGUUCGAGGGCUUGCCGUCGAAAGAAAAGUGGUACGGUUCUGAAUAUUCGUUGGAGGACAUCCCCCGCGAUCUUUCUAACACGAUCCAGAACGUUUCGCUCAACCCCAAGUUCCACAUGACUGCGCCAAACAACUUCAUUCCGAAGGACUUUUCCGUUUUAGGCAAAAAAGCAGAUCGCCCGCUUUCUCACCCACAUCUUAUCUCUGACACACACAGGCACGAGACAUGGUUCAAACAGGACGACUCCUUCGAGGUACCGAAGGGUUACAUCAAUCUCACAAUCCUCACCCCGGCAUUGGGCGAGUCCAUCCAGUCUACAGUGCUUGGUACAUUGUGGACCGAGUUGCUCGAUGACGAGUUGAACGACUUGAAGUAUUAUGCCGAACUUGUUGGGUUACACUGUUCUAUCUAUCAGAGCAGAAGCUCCAUUACGUUGAAGGUGGGUGGAUACAACGACAAGCUUCCUGAAUUUCUCAAACAGAUUUCGCAAUUUCUCAUCUCGUUUACACCAAAGUCAGACAGGUUUGAGUCUAUAAGGUACAAACAUGCUCAGCAGCUCAAGAAUUUCGGCUACUCCACUCCAUACUCUCAAGUCGGUGCCCGCUUCUUACAGCUCUUCAACGAAAAGACCUAUACUGUGGAAGAGAGAUUAGCGAUCACUAAGGAAGUGAAGUUUGAAGACCUCGAGAAAUUUGCUUUGGAUCUUCUUUGGUCUAAAGGCGUGUUUGUGCAAACCCUCAUUCACGGAAACUUUGACUACUCCAAAGCGCGUGAAGUACAUGGCUCCAUCGAGCUGCUCUUCAAGGAAAUGCCAAGCAUUGACACAGACAAGGAUAUUGUUAGAAAAACAAUCAAAGCCCAGAGCCACAGAUUGGCGAAGAACGAGAAUGCCAGGUACGAUAUCGAAUUGGGCGAUCCUAAUAAUGUCAAUUCAUGCAUUGAGUACUAUGUUCAAGUUGGAAAGUUGGGAAACCAAGAUGCUAAACUCAGAGUUCUUACCGAUCUCUUGGGGGUCAUGGUAUAUGAACCAUGUUUCAACCAGUUGCGAACCAAAGAACAGUUGGGGUAUGUUGUCUUUUCCGGGUAUAGACAAAACAGAUCCGACUUUGGUUUCCGGAUCUUGAUCCAAUCCGAGAGACUGUGCGACUACUUAGAGUACAGGAUUGUUGAGUUCUUCAAGAAGUUUGCCGCCAAGAACCUUGGCCCCGAGCUUACCGACGAGGCCUUUGACAAGUUCAAGAGUGCUCUCAAGACCAAGAAAUUGGCCAAGUUGAAGAACUUGCAUGAGGAGUGCAGUCGUUUCUGGAAUGCCAUCAGCGAUGGCUACUACGAUUUUGAGCAGAAGCAGAACGAUGUCAAGAUUUUGGAAGGCAUCACCAAGAAAGAAUUCCUAAGCUUCUUUGACCAGUACUUUGGCUAUUCUGAAAGCAACAGCAAACCGAUAUUAUCUGUGUACUUGAAAUCACAGAAGGUGCCUUCUUUCGAUGGUGCCAAGGCCGUCUCUGCUGCUGUAUUCAACUUCAUUUAUGGGCAAGACUGGGACGUUAGCUCAGACGUUGUGGACAAGAUUCUCUCCGAGAAUGAUGGGGAUACACCCAAAGCGAUCGAGGAGAUUGUGGCUGCCGUGCAACAACAGACUCAGGGUUCUAAUUUAGACUGGGACGUCAUACAAAAGAGGUUUUUAGAGCAGGUCUUGGAGAGGGCGGCUUUGCCCACACCUGCAGCAUACCCUCUGGGUCAACCAGUGCAGUCGGAAAGCGAGUUCAAAGCGGCCCACGAGAAGGGAGAGAUGCCUGGACCCGUGAAAGAUUUGACAUCUUUCUACUAUCCCCAAGAUGGGGCACACUUGUAG